Molecule: messenger RNA, 4130 nt
Organism: Vitrella brassicaformis
Lineage: Eukaryota; Vitrellaceae
Source: the annotation of a GenBank genome assembly
CUGGGCGUUCGCUCUUGACAUAUACCGACCGACAUUUGCUCAGUGUCUAGUCCGCGCCUAUCAGGUGGCCCUCAGUCAAAUGGACAAUACCAAACAGUGGGGGGAAAGUCCCUUGCUCCCUUAGUUCAUAUGUAACGCAAUUAUCGUCAUCCCAUGCAGUGCGGCACCCAUCAUCAGCAAGGCGUCCACCCCACCUGCCCGUCUGCCUUUCGUUCUCUCUGCCGCUCGGGACGGGCAGCGAGCUACAAGUUAGUUAUGUCUGCUGCGACCUCCCCCAGAUGAUGAUGAACAGCGUGACGGCCCCGUAGAAGAACAGACUGCCGAACAGCAGCGCCUGACACACGUCGGCGAAGAACUCCCGAGGGUAGAGAGCCGACAGCUCACGCUCGAACUCACGCACACUGACACUCACACAGAUCGACACAGAAGCAUGUGUGUGUGUGUGUGGAUGCGUGGAGGUACCCGCUGUAGACAGAGAAGAAGUUUCUGAGGACGUCAUCUCUGUCUGUGUCUGCGCCCUGGCCUUGCCGCAGCGGCACCUCGAGGCCCGUCAGCCAACCCACCAGCUGGUGCAACCGGCCUGAACACACACACACACACAACACACACAGGUCCACACCCCUUCACCGGCAGACGGCAGAGCGACAGACAGACGUACCUCCUCUGGGCGGUGCUUGGAAGUCUCUUGUUGGUGUCUUGGUUGAGUAGAGGGCCAUCAGCCGCCGGUGGCCCUCUGCAGACUGAGAUGACGACCCGAUUUGCUGGUCAUCCUCACACAGCACUGACAGACACACACACUGUGUGUGGACAAACACACGUACGUCUUAGUGUGGGCGUGUGUGUCUGUGGUGUGGGCGGGUACGGUCUUCGAUGAGCGUCCGUCGUCUGCACAUUCGUUUCUCCUCCAUCCGCUGCGCCGUCUCGGUGUUCCGAUGCACCGCACACAAACUCUGCACACACACACACACGUGCAUUUGUGUGUGUCUGUCUGUGUGGCCAUACACACAUACACACACACAUACUUCGAGGUCGAUCGGCUUUGUGAGGUGUGGGAGUGCGUGUGUGGACAGCCGAGAGAGCGGCCGCGAGAGGUCGCAGGCCUCCCACACUGUGUUGGUGGCCGCCACACAGGUGAGCAGCAGGAGGAUGAACGGGAUGAAGGCCUGCUCCACCACACGGAAGUGCAGCAGCUGCAGCGAGUUCCUCUUCUGCACACACACACACACACACACUAUCUGGAGGCGUGUGUGUGUGUGUGUGUGCCUAUAGGGACCUCCGCUUCCUGUGCCGGAUUGGCGAGGCUGGCUGCCGUGGUGCUGUUGUUGGCUGCACACACGGACGGGCACACACACGCACAGACGGAUGGAUGAGCAACAACGAAGGUGUGGAUGCGUGUGUGUGUGGGGGGGGGGAGGGGGAGGUUGCGUACUUCGGAUGGGGUUGUCGUUCUCCUCGAGGAUGCCCUUGUCUUCGAGAUACUUGAGCAGCCACAACUGAUUAAAAUGUGACACACACGCACAAAGGGACAAUGACAGUCCCGCAGGCAGGGAAUGAGAGACACAGAGAGGGAGAGAGCUCCCCCACUCCCCCAACCCACCUGCACCAGGGCAGGCGUGUGGCUCAGCUUGCACACCACCUGUAUGGCAUCACAUGCAUCACACAGUCAAUACGAUUCAGUCAGUCGCCCAGUCAGUCGCCCACACCCACACCCACACACUGAAGUGUGUGUGCCCUGCCCUACCAGCAGGACGACGAGCGACAGGCGAGCCAGCUCGAAGCCACAGCCGCCCAUCCACCCCUGCCCCACAAUGAUGUCCCGUGCCAUGGGUUUGACCCACAUGAGAGGGCAGAGCAGCGGCAGCGUGUACGACAGCCACGUACACAUGCUCGACGGGGAACGCGAGUCGACACUGCAGCCAGCCAGAAUGUCAGGAUGGACAGAGAGAUCCACACUGCUGAUCUGAUGCUUACGCGUGUGUGGGUGGGAGGGGGUGGGGUGUGUGUGUGUGCUGUGCUGUGCUUACAGGUCCGCCACUUCUCGCUGGCAGAGGCCUCUCAUCUGCAAUACACAAUGAGUGCACAAACGCGUCACAGACAGGUAUACAGGCUGGCCAACAGACACAGGUGUGCGUCAGGUGUGUGAGAGAUGGUGCCUGUGAGUACCGACCGGGUCGGCAUGGUAGAGCUCCAGCAACGUUGUCUCAUAGUAGGCGUUGAAGGCCGCCGCCUGCACACACAUACACACACCCACACACACAGAUGGUGCGAGCACAUCAACGAACCUGUCGCCAGAAAUGCACGCACACAACGAGCGUAUCUAUUUUACCACGGCAAAGACGACCAGGAAUGAUGAGAUGAAGAUGAGCAGCAUCUCGCCCUGCAGCAGCCACACCCCCAAUGUCACCGACCUGACAUCCAUCCACAUAGCAUUACGAUAGAUGACACAUACAUUUGGAUAUAUGCGCCCGUCCAUCCAUCCAUCCGUCCAUCCAUCCGUCCAUCCAUCCACUCGUACGUGCCGAGGUUGAAGGGCCGCAUGGUCGCCACCCAGCGGUUCUUGAGCUCCUGAAUCCCUACGCCCAUCCAUCCCACACGCACACACAUUCAAAUGUGAUCCACACGCACACACUCCUUCCUACUCAUGGGUGCGGUGCGUACCAGGUUGAAUGGUGUAGUCGAACCAUGGGCUGAGCUGUGGCUCCUGCUCGACGCCCACCAGGAUGGCCCAGCAGAACAGCGAAGCCAUCAACGUGCACCUUCACACACGCACACACACACAGAGAUGCACACACACAGGCGUGGGAGGGAUGGUUCGUCGUUAGUUACAAAAUGAGCAGGAAGCAGAAGAGGUAGGUCCGCUUGAGCUUCUGCAUCGUCACCCAGCUCAGGUGAGACCUGCAGUCAGUGAGUACACACAAACCGCCCGUGUGGUGUGGUGUGUGUGGUGUGUGUGGUGUGUGUGGUGUGUGUGGUGUGUGUGGUGUGUGGUGUGUGUGUGGGUGUGGUGUGGCUUGCUUACAGUGCGAUGAGGAUUGCGGUGAAUGAGUGCAUCGGCACGAACCACGAGUGCGUCCUGAUCGAUCCAAUGCCACAGACAGACAAACGUACGUGUCCUCUGGCUGACUGACCUGUGCCCCUGGACGGCCCACUUGACAAACAUGAUCACCGACGCCAUGACCGAAGUGCUCACCUGCGGGGGCAACACACGAAUGAAUGCAUGAGCCCGCCCACUGCACACCACACUGUCAGUCAUUACUACCGACCAGUAUGAGAGUCGUGUUGAAGUGCGUCCUCAGGGAGGUCCAGGGGAAGUGCGACAAGUCGUAGCCGUAGCACUCGUAGACCUACACACGACACACACACGCACGCAUUGCAAUGCAAGCAGAUGCAUCUCAGCCAAGCCAUGAAUUGAAUGGAUGUGUGUCCUUAAUUGCUGACCUUUGCGAGCUUCAUUCGGUCCCACCCCUCGUCGGCCGCACUGACAGUCUCGAAGGUGCGCGACGGCUCCAGCGGACGAUUCUGCGGCUGCUGACGGGCCGCACGGGACCUGCUCAUGAACACACGCCGAGGAAUGUUCGUGUCAGUCGGGGUGGGGUGUGUGUGUGUCCGCCCAUAGGCACCUACCUUCUCUUCUCGUUCAAGUGUAUGUUGGCCAUCCUCUUGUGCGUGAAGGCAGCGCACGGCGCGUGCCACAGACUGAUCGGCCGAUGGACCGACCAGUACGCCCAGACAGACAGACAGACAAUCCUUUCUUCAUCCACUCAUUCAUGGGAUGGCUGUCCCAGCCGCCUUCCCACUUACUUACCCGAGGAUGAACAUAUCUCCCAUGUUAGCGAAUUUGCUGAGCGCCAUGCCCAGCAGGAAGGGGAAGGUCCACAGGUCGAUAGGGAACACAUCGCGAAAUAUGUGCGGGAACCGGAAGGAGGACGAACUUGAGCCCGCCAUCACCUCACGCACCGCACCUACGGAGUGAUGCGAUGAGCGAUGCUCUCUCACUCAGCGGCCUCCUGCACACCAUACAGAGAGAAACAAAUCAAUCUGCAUGUGAUCCAUUGGUGUGCGGAUCUGGUUACUUGUAAUCGACUCUUCUCGCAGAUUUCACACAGGGCGAAUGCAGCGCGGCAUUCGUC